This is a messenger RNA of Micropterus salmoides (largemouth bass), 2296 nucleotides long. RefSeq names its product nuclear transcription factor Y, alpha, like (gene nfyal). The record is from RefSeq and is a predicted model, not a curated record. NCBI's taxonomy places the organism in Eukaryota, Metazoa, Chordata, Actinopteri, Centrarchiformes, Centrarchidae. The transcript is spliced from 10 exons. Bases 227 to 1297 code for a protein of 356 amino acids. Gene Ontology annotation, biological process: regulation of transcription by RNA polymerase II. Gene Ontology annotation, molecular function: RNA polymerase II cis-regulatory region sequence-specific DNA binding; DNA-binding transcription factor activity, RNA polymerase II-specific. Gene Ontology annotation, cellular component: CCAAT-binding factor complex.
UCCUUUCUAAUAAACAACACACGUGGCGUUAGGUAUUUGCCUGUUUGUGUUAACCAGCCUGCGUGCUGUGCUUUCUGCCUUUUACCUCGCUUUUUAGCUAACUGUUAGCUAACUGACGCUAGCCCGGUUAGCGCUCACGAAAACAUCCUGUUAACAAAACACCAUAAGCCGGCGUCUGACCAAACUGUAUCACCCAGUGUGGAGAGGAUUGUGACAGUGACAAGCUAUGGAGCAGUACACCACUGCCACCACUACCACUGGGGAGCAGAUAGUUGUGCAGACCUCCAACGGACAGAUCCAACAACAGACACAGGGCACAGUGACGGCUGUGCAGCUGCAAACAGAUGCGCCAGUGGUGACGGCCUCAGGCCAGCAGGUGCAGACACUCCAGGUAGUCCAGGGACAACCUCUGAUGGUCCAGGUGAGCGGUGGGCAGCUCAUCACAUCAUCAGGGCAACCCAUAAUGGUGCAGGCCAUGUCCGGGGGUCAGGGUCAGACCAUAAUGCAGGUCCCUGUAUCUGGAGCCCAGGGACUACAACAGAUUCAGCUGGUGCAGCCAGGUCAGAUCCAGCUGCAGGGCGGUCAGACUCUCCAGCUGCAGGGCCAGCAGGGUCAGCCCCAGCAGAUCAUCAUCCAGCAGCCCCAGGCAGCCAUCACCGCCGGACAGAACCAGGGGCAACAGAUCAGCGUGCAGGGCCAACAGGUGGCACAGACAGCUGACGGACAGACCAUUGUCUACCAGCCUGUCAAUGCAGAUGGCACCGUCCUGCAGCAGGGAAUGAUCACGAUUCCAGCUGCCAGCUUGGCAGGCGCCCAGAUUGUACAGGCAGGGGGUGCCAACACCAACACUACUAACAGCGGCCAAGGCACUGUGACCGUCACCCUGCCUGUCUCCGGUAACAUGGUCAAUGCAGGUGGAAUGGUCAUGGUAAGACCCUGUGCAGAGAUGGUGCCUGGAGGUGGUGGAGUUUCCACAAUGCAGCGUAUCCCUCUGCCAGGGGCUGAGAUGCUCGAGGAGGAACCUCUGUAUGUCAAUGCCAAACAGUACCAUCGCAUCCUGAAGCGAAGGCAGGCCCGGGCCAAGCUUGAGGCUGAGGGCAAGAUCCCCAAGGAAAGGAGGAAAUACCUACACGAGUCUCGCCACCGUCACGCGAUGCAGCGUAAGCGAGGAGAUGGAGGACGUUUCUUUUCACCUAAGGACAAGGAGGAAAUGGCUUUAGCUCUGGCACAGCAGCAACAGGAAGCAGCCCAGGCAGCAGCAGAUGAGACGGUGGCUCAGAUGAUCCGAGUCUCGUAGCGUUGUCGCUACCAUCAUUACUUCCAUCUGUGAACUCUACCCUGCCUGAGACUCUUCAUCCCAGCAAACCCAUCUCCCACACCUUCUCCUCUCCCUUUUACUCCCUUUUGCCUCCGCCGUCAUACACCAAACCACGGCACCACCACUGAGUUUCUUCUGUUAUCUCUCCUACACUGGUCUUCCAGGGAGCUGGCCAGGUGGAUGCCGAACCCCGUGGACUGUUCUGGCCUUGAAACAGAGUCCACCCUCAUCUUAUCUGGUUGAGCACCUAGGACCAGCUUUUUUAUUUUCAUAAGGAUUUAUUUGGACAAUAAUGAAACAUGACUUUAUGGGUAACCUGGGCUUAGUCACGCAGAGGAAACCAACGAGCUAUAAAGCCAUACUCUGUUAAACCCUUGUCUGUUAUAAAGCUGAGUUUGUCAUCAGUGGAUACUUGUGUUAUAAAGCUGAGUUUGUCAUCAGUGGAUACUUGUUGCUUUAAGUAUUUUUUGUAGAUGGUACAGAAUUUUUUUUUCCCGAGACAAUUAUUAAGCGUUGAUGCUACGCUGGUGUCCUAUAUCUUUUAUGUGAUGCCCUGUAUUUUGAAAUUGCAUUUUUUCAACCCAUGUGCUGUGGGGGAUGGACUCAGCAUCACAAGUCCAACCUGCAUUCACAGGAAAAAAAACUGAAAUGUGAUACUAAUGUGAAAAUAUUGUACAGAAAUUCUUUUCUUCCCCAGUGUGUAUCGGAUGUACUUACUAAUUUGCCCAGUUCUGUGGAUGCAUUUUAUACAAUUUUGUGGUUAGACAAAGUGUUAGUUGGAAAAAGUUCACGUUAUACAUUCUGUACAUGUAGUUACUUCUUCAUUGGUCAGUCCACCAAAUUUUUUUUUCAUUGUAGAUAAUAGUUUUUUUUACCCAUCAGAUGCAGUUCUUGUAAUGUUAUUUUUUUUUAUAAAGAAACAGACUGGACAUUGAAUUCAUGAAACCUAUGUCAAUUAAAUUUUAUUAAGUGACUCAG